Messenger RNA from Onychostoma macrolepis, 904 nucleotides. RefSeq lists its product as uncharacterized. Bases 154 to 819 code for a protein of 221 amino acids. The transcript has a single exon. NCBI's taxonomy places the organism in Eukaryota, Metazoa, Chordata, Actinopteri, Cypriniformes, Cyprinidae. The record is from RefSeq and is a predicted model, not a curated record.
UUUCUGCAGAUUUAACUAAUGAUGAACUAAUGAUUUAAAUGAAGUCCUGAUGAAGAACUGAUUCAUGUUCCUUCUUAGUUUGACUUUUUUCAGUUUUCCAUAAUUGUACAUUUUAUAUUAUAAAACACAAUAUUUUAACAUUUAUUGUAUUAAAUGUGCACUUUCUUCAACAGGAUUGUCAGGAACAUGGUGAGAACCCUAAAUAAACUGUCUGAUCUGAGAGAGACCAGGUUUGGUCAGCCGCCUCCCAGACACGGUCUGAACUUGUUGUGGUGGUUUGCUCAUGAUUGUGUUCAGAUUGACUCCAACAGUCGUAUGAUUGCACAGUGCAACCCUGCAAAUGGACGUUUUGGCUUUCAUCGAUUCUAUAAUUGGGAUAAUCUUCUUCCUAAAAUUAAUCUACCAUACUAUGAGGUGGGCAACCUGAACACCGCUGGUUCACUGCCUGAUUACGUCACUAGAAGUUACACUGGACAUUCAGACAGCAGCAACACAGAUCGCAUCAUUGUUUCUUUUAACUCAAGUCAAAAAUUUGAAAAGAUUUAUGUGACACAGCACUCAGAUCAGACAAACUUUGACCAGAAUCACACCUGCUGCAUUAGCACUGAUCUUCUGAAGGACAUUAAAGGCUUGAGCCGUCAAGAAUUCAUCAGAGUAUGCACAAAUCGUUCUGAACAUAUACUCAUGCCUCAGUCAGCGCAGCACAACCAGACAAACACCUGUAAGAGUUGGAAAUGCCGCUGUGCGCUGAUUGGCUGUGGUCUGCUGGUACUGCUCAUUGCUGGUGUUGCUCUCUAUUUUGGGUUGAAAACUAAAUAGUUUUAAUCUGUUGCAGUUUGUUGUUCUAGCUAAUUUUGAAAAUUGCAGUUUGCUUCCUUUGAGUCAGUUGCUUAUUUAAAUGAGC